Molecule: messenger RNA, 390 nt
Organism: Colletotrichum spaethianum
Lineage: Eukaryota; Fungi; Ascomycota; Sordariomycetes; Glomerellales; Glomerellaceae
Product: vacuolar transporter chaperone 3
Exons: 2
Coding region: 1-390 (129 amino acids)
Cellular component (GO): vacuolar transporter chaperone complex; fungal-type vacuole membrane
Source: RefSeq, a predicted model, not a curated record
AUGUCUAGCCAGCCUCUCCUUCAGACCGCUCCCGGCAAGCGCAUUGCCCUGCCCACGCGCGUCGAGCCCAAGGUCUUCUUCGCCAACGAGCGCACCUUCCUCUCGUGGCUCAACUUCACCGUCAUCCUCGGCGCCCUUGCCAUUGGCAUGCUCAACUUUGGCGACCGCCCGGCGUUCAUCAGCGCCUUCCUCUUCACCGGCGUCGCCAUGCUCACCAUGAUAUACGCCCUUGCGACGUACCACUGGCGCGCCAAAUCCAUCCGCGUCCGUGGCCAGGCCGGCUUCGACGACCGCUUCGGCCCCACCUUCCUGGCCAUCAUCCUGCUGUUGGCCGUUGUCGUCAACUUUGUCCUGCGCAUUACAUACUCGUCCAAGGAGGGCAAGCACUAA